Messenger RNA from Patella vulgata (common limpet), 4190 nucleotides. RefSeq names its product dual oxidase maturation factor 1. Gene Ontology annotation, biological process: protein transport. Lineage: Eukaryota; Metazoa; Mollusca; Gastropoda; Patellidae. The transcript has 9 exons. The record is from RefSeq and is a predicted model, not a curated record. Bases 1058 to 2554 code for a protein of 498 amino acids. Gene Ontology annotation, cellular component: endoplasmic reticulum membrane.
UUUGUUGAUCAACGAAUACCAUUUGGACUAGGUGCAUGAUCAUAUUUUUCAAUUCGACAUUUUGUCGUCUGGCUAGACUAAAAUUCUUUCAUCUAAAUGUCGGGUUGUUGGAAUCUGACAUUGCAAGUAUUUAGUUGUUCAACCAACUCAGUAACUUCAGCGGACCCUUUUUGGAAAAUUUUACAUCAACACACGAUUAAGAUAUUCCAAGGAUCUAAACUGCCCUCUAAUCGAAAUAAACAGAAUUCCACAUGGCUUAAGAAAACAAUAUUCUUGGUUGUUAUAGCUUUCAAACUCUUAAAUUCUUAACAGUCUGUAAAAACUUUUGUUUCUGUUGCUGAGAACAUUCUCGUUCUACAGUUUUUAAAACCCUUUCAACCGAACGUGAACAACUGCACGCAGGACGAAAUAACUGAACGAGAAGACGGGACUCUGAAACUAAAUUUUUCCCAAAUUAUCCGGCUUAAAAUAAAUAUUGUUUUUUAACGCUUUUUGUGGUAGUAUUUAGAUGCGAAAUAGUUAGUUCGGUCUCCUAGUCACUUAUUGUAGCUUACGUUCUUUUUUCUUUCACAAUAUUUCUUUCGAACCUGAAAGUUAUUACUUGUGGAUAUUCGGUAAUGGAACUGUUGGAUUCUGUGUAGUGCGUUAAUAUAAUGUAUUGUGUAAAAGUAACGACUAAAGGUGAAGGAAGUAUAAUGAUAAUUUGAGUGCGCAUUGAAAAAUCCAAACGGAAUGUUUAGCUGCUCAUAAAAGUGUAUGUGUUCUACUAGUGUCAUUUAUAGAUUGGUGACAUAUUAAAACGAUUUCUUUAUGAAAUAUCGGUUGAGUAAUUUUUGAGAAUUCUGAAAUAACAUCCAAAUAACACAUUGGACACUGUGGCGAUUGACCAUACCUAAUCCGCUUUUAAAGGAUAGCCUAUAUCGUCACGGCUGUUACGAUUAGCUGAAGAACAACAAAUCAACAAUUUUAUUAUGUUGUUCAAUCCUGAAUAAAAAAGUUUGGAAUAUCUCCCAUUCCAACUGGAAAUAAAAAGGAAUUUUAAUGUCGGAGGAAGAAAAUGACGAAUCUAAGAUGUCGUCCAGGAGAUAUUCUGUGUUCUUUGGGGAGAAUGGGUUGGUUUGAAGCAUUUCGUGGUGAACAAGGAUACACGUCAUAUGGUGACAGGCGAACAGCUGCUCUUAUAGACUUACCUUUAGCCGCCGUGACGUACUUUUGUACUCUUAUUGCCAUAGCAACUGUUAUUGCAUCUUUAGGUAUCCGAGGAAAAGAUAAAUGGGGUACAGUAGUUCGUUCAUUCUACGGCGUAGCUGUUGGCUCCAUUAUUUUGGUAUCUUUAUAUGGACAUUGCUGGUUGAUGGGAAAGGAGAACAUAUCCAGUACAUACGUUUAUCGAUCACCUGAUAUGUUUACAGGAGAAGUGGGAAUACAAGUCGGUCUUCAUGGCGCUAACGUUACUUUAAGGGGAUAUUUUGGUGAACCUGGGAGAAGAGGUGAAGUUAUUUAUUCCGAAGCUUUACCAUGGCCAGAUUUCGGUCACGAAGAAGAACAUCUGUCUGUCUAUUUAUUACGAGGGUUGCCUGAUCCCAUCUUGCGUGUAACUGAAUAUUUAUGUACUGAUUCUGGUGGUCUACGUUGGGGACGCUCCUUUCAUUUGGCAGGGAAUUUAGCAAGUGCAUUGUUAUGGACAUCGUUUGCUUUCUGGUUGAUAACCAAUUUACUGCUGUUUACUGUUAUAGUUUACGGUGCCUACAUGAUGGUUCUUACGGGUACUACAAUGUUUUUGGCCAGUAUCGUGUAUCAUGUGUUAAUGCCGACCCAAUCACUGGCUAUUACUUUUGAUGACGUCUCAUUAAAGACACAUUAUGGCUGGUGUUUUUGGUUGACUCUUAUAACAGGUGUGACAACUAUUGUAUUUGGAGUCAUUCUACUUUUAUUAGAACAUUUUAUACCCAAAAGAAUCUCUGAGUUUUUCCGAGUUGAAACAAGUAUAGGAGAAGAUGAAAGAUAUGACACGUUAAUUAAUGAUACCAGUAGACGAUCUAGUGUUUUUUCUGUUCUGGACAAACGUGGCAGUAUUUUCCAGGGACCGAAUGUUAGGAAACAAAGCAUUUUUUCUGAACCCGACAGUAGAAGAUCUAGUAUCGGUACGAACGGUUGGUUUGCUCAGAAUCGAGCGUUUGUGAAUGAUCAUGGUCGGUCUCAGUCACAACCAGCUUUAUACCCUUACGACGUGGACAUAAUUGUCGAAGAGGAAGAAAAUGUUUCAUCAGAUGAAAAUCAAGUAACCGAAAGUGAUGUUCGUAUUGAAAUCGAGCCAGAUUUGUCAACGACGUCAUCAGUGGGGAUUACGAUGACGACAGCCGAUUCUGAGAACCGCGUAAAUGAUUUAAAUGAAAAACACAUGUCUGCGAACAGUAAUAAAACCCAGUUAGGUGUCACUACCAUAAACAUUAAAGCUGGUAGGUCAAGAAAGAACUCAUCAGAUUCUGGGCAUGGGUGUUCGGAGAAUUGUUGCUCUUCCGCGGUUUCAGAUUCUCAAAGUAUAACUUCUUAGGUUUUCUGUUUAAAAUGUUGUGUUUCCAUAUGUCGAGCACCACGUGUGUUCUAAAUUAUUAAUGCAUAAUGGUCAUUAAUCAGACAUUUUUAUGUGAUCAUGAAUAAUUUUAGUUGUGAUUUGGCUGUAUUAUGUGUCAAUUUUCUUGUGCUUUCAUAUACGUGAUAACUUAAUAUGACAAAUAUUAAUGGAGACAAUUUUCGGAUAGAGUGUAUCUGUUAAAAAAAUAUUCGAAUUGGAAACGGAUAGACAUUUCGGAAGUAAUUUCAGUCGAUUUUUAUGUAGAUCAGGUUAUUGAUAUGAACCACUAACUGGGUCUAACCACUUGUUAACAUUCUUCUUGAUGGUCUGGUUCUUGCUCUGUUUGGCAUGUUUGUUCUAUGGACAUCAGCUGUGUAUCGAUUGACAGACUUCGAUUUUUGAUGACGUCAUUGUCGGUUAGUGGUUCCUUAUGGUACGCUCAGAUUUUUAACAUUGCAUUUUGUGCCUGUUUCUUGAUGGAAAUUGGUGCUAGAAUUUAACCCUGCUGUCUCUUAACUUAUGCUCAGUUCUCUCCCUAGCAUUUAUAAUACGACAAAAGCUGUUAAACGGAGCUAUGUAUGUAAACUUCCCAAAUUACGUGGUAUCACAACCGAGACGUUGUCUAGAAAAGGAAUCAAGACAAAUGGAAUUGGUUCUAUUUUAACGAAAGCUUGCAACAAUUAAACAACUUCCUUUGUGUUCAUAUUAUGUGAUUAUUUUUUGCAUUAAUGUAAUUACAAACGGGAGAGGUGCGUUUUGCAAGAAGCUUAUAUCUGAGUAACAUUCAGUUUAUAAUACCCGAACGACAUACCAAACAUGUAUUAGUUUAUCCCACGACAAUUCUGUCCUCUCCCCAAAUGCAAAAGAAAUGAAUAUGAUGUCCUGGGCUGGUGCGUUUCACUUAUGGUGGCAUUAUUCCAUGUUUAAAAUGUAGUCAAAUUAAAUAAUAAUUCUUUUUUUAACGGUCAUCGUAAGGCUAUUUAAAAUAUGACCUACAGUAUUUUAUAUAAUAUUGUUGUUUCGAGAGUUUUAAUGUGAUAUUUUAUUAUAUUAUGUGUUUACUAUGUACUGUUCUUUGUGAUACGUCUAUGAACUUGUUGUUUUGUCCCAAGAAGGAUCUUGAUACAAUAAUUGUACAUAACCAAGACGGUCCCUUUGGUGGUGAAAUUGUUAUUUUAAUACAGUGUUUCGCAAAUUUUUUUUAUCUAAAUUGAACACGGUGAGCAUUAUUAGUUAGAAAUUCAAAACAUUUUGAAGAACCAUUUCUUAUAUGAAUGUGUUUGCCAUUGUUUAUUAAUGGACGCAUUAUUAAAGUGUCGAAAACUUGGUUUUAACAAGUUUAAACCUUGGCCAAAUACAAGACAUGCCACAUUUUAAUUAUUGUAUCCAUUUAGGUCCUAUUUGGUUUAGUUUUUUUGCAAUUAUUUCAUUCUUGCCCUACAGUAUCAUGAAAGUAUGGCCGUUUGUCAUGCUGCUAAAUAUAAUCUCUUAAAUUUGUACAUCGAAAAUAAUAAUAUAUGUAACAAUAUGUAUAUAGAUUUAUUUUUACAAUAAAAUAACAAGCAAAACUAAAUCCCACUUAUGAUUGAAAUGGGUUUCUCUUUUGCUAAACUUA